Molecule: messenger RNA, 4577 nt
Organism: Ceratotherium simum simum (southern white rhinoceros)
Lineage: Eukaryota; Metazoa; Chordata; Mammalia; Perissodactyla; Rhinocerotidae
Gene: SIX4
Product: SIX homeobox 4
Biological process (GO): regulation of transcription by RNA polymerase II
Cellular component (GO): nucleus; transcription regulator complex
Molecular function (GO): RNA polymerase II cis-regulatory region sequence-specific DNA binding; DNA-binding transcription factor activity, RNA polymerase II-specific
Source: RefSeq, a predicted model, not a curated record
AGUCACGUUGGGGGAACGGCAGAAAGCAGCUAUCCUUUUACACUACUUUGCUCUAGCAGCUAUCUUAAUGAUUGCAAGUACGGCGGACAUCAAGCAGGAGAAUGGGAUGGAAAGCGCCUCGGAAGGGCAGGAGGCGCCCCGAGAAGUGGCCGGGGGCGCGGCGGCGGGGCUGAGCCCCCCGGCUCCAGCCCCUUUCCCCCUGGAGCCGGGGGACGCCGCGGCCGCCGCCGCCAGGUUGAGCGGAGAGGAAGGGGUGGCGGCGGCGGCCGGAGCGACGGCGGAUCAGGUACAACUCCACUCGGAACUUCUGGGCAGGCACCACCACGCCGCGGCCGCCGCCGCCGCGCAGACCCCACUGGCCUUCUCGCCCGACCAUGUCGCCUGCGUGUGCGAGGCGCUGCAGCAGGGGGGCAACCUGGACCGCCUGGCCCGGUUCCUGUGGUCCCUGCCCCAGAGCGACCUGCUACGUGGCAACGAGAGCCUGCUGAAGGCGCGGGCGCUGGUGGCCUUCCACCAGGGCAUCUACCCCGAGCUCUACAGCAUCCUCGAGAGCCACAGCUUCGAGUCGGCCAACCACCCGCUGCUGCAGCAGCUCUGGUACAAGGCGCGCUACACCGAGGCCGAGCGAGCCCGCGGCCGGCCGCUGGGCGCCGUGGACAAGUACCGGCUGCGCAGGAAAUUCCCCCUGCCCCGCACCAUCUGGGACGGCGAGGAGACGGUGUAUUGUUUCAAGGAGAAGUCGCGCAACGCGCUCAAGGAGCUCUACAAGCAGAAUCGCUACCCUUCGCCCGCCGAGAAGCGGCACCUGGCCAAGAUCACCGGCCUCUCCCUCACCCAGGUCAGCAACUGGUUCAAGAACCGCCGGCAGCGCGAUCGGAACCCCUCGGAGACCCAGUCCAAAAGUGAGUCAGAUGGCAAUCCUAGCACUGAAGAUGAAUCCAGCAAGGGCCAUGAGGAUUUGUCUCCUCAUCCACUCUCCAGUUCUUCCGAUGGUGUCACCAGCCUCAGCCUUUCCAGUCACAUGGAGCCAGUAUAUAUGCAACAAAUUGGAAAUACUAAGAUAUCAUUAAGCUCUUCUGGAGUUUUGUUGAAUGGAAGCUUGGUACCUGCAAGUACUUCGCCUGUCUUCCUUAAUGGUAAUUCUUUCAUUCAGGGACCCAAUGGAGUUAUCCUUAAUGGAUUAAAUGUGGGAAAUACACAGACAGUGUCAUUGAACCCACCAAAAAUGGCAUCAAACAUAGUGAGCAAUGGUAUAUCCAUGACUGACAUACUGGGGUCUACCUCCCAGGAUGUGAAGGAGUUCAAAGUCCUCCAGAGUUCUUCAGCUAACUCAGCAGCCACCACCUCCUACAGCCCCAGUGUCCCUGUGUCCUUCCCGGGGCUGAUACCCAGCACUGAGGUGAAAAGAGAAGGCAUUCAAACAGUGGCUUCCCAGGACGGAGGCUCUGUAGUGACUUUUACUACACCAGUGCAAAUUAACCAGUAUGGCAUUGUCCAGAUCCCCAAUUCCGGAGCAAACAGCCAGUUCCUUAAUGGGGGCAUUGGAUUCUCUCCACUGCAGCUGCCUCCUGUUUCAGUGGCAGCUUCACAAGGUAAUAUUUCAGUAAGUUCAAGCACUUCAGAUGGGAGCACAUUUACAAGUGAGUCCACCACAGUCCAGCAAGGAAAGGUUUUCUUGAGCUCUCUUGCUCCCAGUGCGGUGGUAUACACUGUUCCUAAUUCAGGCCAGACUAUAGGAUCUGUUAAACAAGAGGGCUUGGAGAGGAGCCUCAUAUUUUCUCAGUUGAUGCCUGUCAAUCAGAACACACAAGUAAGUGCAAACCUGUCUCCUGAAAAUAUCUCGGGGAGUGGCCUCCAUCCGCUGGCCUCCUCGUUAGUUAAUGUAUCCCCGUCUCACAAUUUUUCCCUGACUCCCCCUACCCUACUGAAUCCCACCGAGCUAAACCCUGACAUUGCUGAUAGCCAGCCAAUGUCUGCACCUGUGGCAAGCAAAUCUACUGUGACAUCUGUCAGCAACGCUAACUAUACAACUCUUCAGAACUGUCCCCUUAUUACCGGUCAAGAGCUAUUGUCAGUCCCCAUGGCCCAGGCUGCCCUUGGGGAAAUCGUUCCUACAGCUGAAGACCAGGUGGGUCACCCCUCCCCAGCAGUACACCAGGAUUUUGUCAGAGAACAUCGUUUGGUUCUGCAAUCAGUAGCUAACAUAAAAGAGAAUUUCUUAACAAAUUCUGACAGCAAAGCAGCGAGCAAUUUAAUGAUGCUGGACUCCAAAUCCAAGUAUGUCCUAGAGGGCGUGGUCGAGACUGCCUGUGAAGACCUGGAAACAGACAAAAAAGAGCUUGCCAAGCUCCAAACUGUCCAACUGGAUGAAGAUAUGCAAGACUUAUAAACUUUAUUUCCCUUUUUUUUUUUUCUGGCAUCAACGGGCAAAUCUUUUUAUGAAGCCCUGAGGACAUAGAGCAUUUUCCCAUUUAAAGGGAAACACUAGUUUUGCAAGUAAAUGCAUCAAGAGACUUCGGAUUGAUCUGCAUGAAGAUCACAGUUAAAUAUACAGGGGUAGAACUGCAUUACUGCAGCCUUUUUGUUCACGUAUGUUCUCUUUUAAAUAGAUGGAGACAAAGGAACAAGAUGAAAUAUAUCAAGUCAAAGUGUAUCGUUUGGUUCACUUACUAUGAUUCUAAGGUCAAAUGGAACUUGCUAAAUAGUUUUUUAAGUUAAAAAUGUAUACACCUAACAAAAUUAAAAAUCGCUACAGAGCAUUAGAAACAAUACAAUUCUUUUUGUUUACUUUUACUCCGUGGGCAUUGAUAAGGUUAAGAAGCAUAAAUGGUACUCCACACUAUUCUAAGGGUAUAUUUUUUUGAAUAUAUGCAUUUCUGUUUUUAAGCAUUUUUGUGAAAGUCUUAGUUAGUCUCUACACAUUUCCAAAUGUGAUUGCUUCUAGUUCAGUGUGGCUGAGAAAGUUUGCAACUCCACUAAAAACUCUGAAACAAACUUCAGUAUGAGUGUAAAUACAUUAGUUCUAUAACCAAGGAUUUGAGUAAUUACAGUGAAUUUUAUUUAUGCUAUAUAUGUUUCUCAUACUUCAGACACUAUGAACUGAAAAGAAAAAUGUCUUCUUACUGUUUAAUUUAUUUUUAUUGUUUGAACAGGAAGUGAACAUAGUUAUUUCCAACAAAGCGUUACUUUUUGUAGCAUUUUAAAAGUGAUGAUUUUUAUCAGGAGUCUAUUAAGGUCAAUAUUAAUAACACUGAAACAGGAAAUCUAACUCCCAAUAUUGGAAUUUCGGUACUUUUUUUUCACAUCUUUGCUCUUUAUUUGGCAACUCUCUGAUUCAUUUAAAUGUGUUUUCUAUAGAAUUCUAUGUGCCUUUUUACCUUGUGGCCUUUUUAUUAUUCUUACUAAGGUACAGAAGUGUCAACAGAAGCACUGAUGGCUCUUUUUCACUAUCUAACAGGGUUAAUUUCACCACAGAAUUGCUUUAAAUCCAAAGAACUUAAGUUUCACUUAUAUUAUUAUGUAUAAUGUUUAUGAUGCAAAUGGAUGAACAACUAAUUAUUGUUGAUGCUUUUCAUUACAAUGAAAAUAACAAUUAUAGACUACCAUGUAAAAUCAAUUCUGUAAGCUGUGAAAACAACCAUUUUAAAGUAAGGACAGCAUAUGUAAAUUCUGUUGAGCAGAAUUCUGUCCUGUUGAAACUUAGUUCUAAAUGUUUUGAAUCAGUUGUUACAUUAUGACAUAUGACUGUUUGCACUAUAUUAUCAUGUCUUCUUUAAAAGUAAAUUUUUGGGUUUCUGUAAGAAGCUUGUUUGAUAAUGUUGUGAGCUGUGGUUAUAGUUUUUAUCAGGACUUUGAACACAAGAUGUAAUAAUGCAAAUACACUUACAUAGUGAGUAAACUCUCUGGUAUCUGAAAAGAAGAAAAGUGAGAGAAUGAUCUCUUCAGAGAUGACUUAAAGUUGUUGAACAUAAAGAUGUUACCACAUCUUGCUUUCUUUAAGAUCAGAACAAAGGGUCCACCCCAGAUCGCUGCAUGCCCGUCGCUGAGCAUGUUGAAUAAGGGCCAUAGAGGAUUUAACUUUUGUUGUUAUUACAGAUGGAACUUGCAGGCAUAGAUGAAGAGCCCUGUGAAGAAUUCCUCUCCCAUCAUUUUGAUAAAGAACUUAGUGCCAUUUUCCAUGGAAUUAGUGAAUGUUCCUAAACUGCUGAAACUACAUGUUUUUUGUUCUGUUUUUUACAAAAUCAGGUGUUUUAUUAGAGUUCUCUUUCACUCCAACACUACUUAUACAGCUUGUUUUUUUCUUUGGGUGUAUGCUGAUCAUGUUACUGAGAUUAAUUACAUGGUUCUAUAGGGUAGCUUACAUGAAAAUGAUGUUUUCCACUUGAUUGCUACAAAUAUCAAUCGUUUGUUAAUUAUUUAAAAAUACCCAUCCAAUAAGUGAGAUGGGACGGUUUAUAAAGUUUAUAUAUAACUGGAGAAGUUUUAUAUGUCUUCCAAAAACGUAAGCCUCUCUUUUAUUCACAGUUCUUCCUCUUUUCUCCCUUAAGAAAAAGAAAAGAUAGCACAAAACUUAAGAC